This is a messenger RNA of Durusdinium trenchii, 2290 nucleotides long. Lineage: Eukaryota; Dinophyceae; Suessiales; Symbiodiniaceae. The record is from the annotation of a GenBank genome assembly.
UCCUGUCCCACUGGAGGGGGGUUGGGCCCUCUUAGGAGGUCCCCCCACCACCCGGGUGGAGUCCCAGUCCCACCGCCUGCCACUCUGCUCCAACUCGUGCCAUGAGCCAUUCAUUUGGUCGUCCACCCGCGACCGAGCAGCCGGAGACUUCGCGCGGUGAAGCCUCGGUCACGCAGAGAGAGCUGCAAAUCUUCUUGGAAGGCCAUUUAGAUAGCGUGGUGGCCUCUUUAUCUGCCCAGUUGAGCUCCCUUACAGAGCAGUACGCCCAGGAUGUCAGGAAGACCAUUCAGGACCAUCAAAGUCGAUUGGUCGAGAACAACUUCCACAGCUUGGCGGCGUUGCACUUUCAGCCCGAUGGGAGUUUGAAGGAGCUCAUGGAGGUGUCUGAGCGGCGUUUGCGCUAUCCGAGUCAGGACUCGCGUCCGUCGGGACCUGGUUGCUUGCAAAAGUCUUUCGACUUGCAAGGGCAGUCCAAGCCAGAUGCCCAAGGGGACGACAUCGUUCCACCAUUGCCUGCAGUCCUGGAAGAGAAGGACCGUGAUGAACCGGAGGGCUUGCGAUUCAGCCACGAAUCCAGCCACGAGAAAGUCGAGCGGAUCCAGGAAGCGGCACCCGUGACGCCCGGGAAAGUGAAACUGAGACUGUCCAUGGAAUCCAGCAUCUCCAACAUGUCGCAGGACCAAGGCACGAUCACCCCGAUGUCUCCGAUGGAAUCGGACGCGGGGGGUGUCGAGGUGGCCCGGCAACCCACGGAGAGCAAGUCUCCCUUCGCACGGCGUCUGGCAGCUGGGCGGAAGUCCGUGAGGCAACAUGAGUCGGGGGAACUCACACCGAAAGUGAGCAAGGAUUCGCGGAUCGGCGACGAUCGCUUCAAGAAGGUGAUUGGCGUCAUUGAAAGCUCAUAUUCGGACUUUGUGAUGGGCAUUUUGAUCCUUCUGAAUGCUCUCGUCAUGACCCUUGAGUUGGAAUGCAUCGGCAACCGGUCUGGAUUGGCAGUGGAUCAGCCGAUGACGUGGGAUUGCGGCGACACCCAACUCUUCCUGAUCUCGGAACACAUCUUCACCUGGAUCUUCGCCGGCGAGCUGGCGUUGCGCGUCUAUGCGCAGAGGUGUGCCUACUUCAAGGAUUUGAUGAACAUAGCAGACACCGUCUUGGUGAUUUUGCCCAUGCUCGACCUCUAUGUCUUCAAGCCGCUGGCGGGCUUUUCCCCCAACAUCGACAUCUUACGUCUGCUGCGCCUGGGAAAGCUCGUGCGGGCCGUUCGGCUGAUGAGAACUCUCCGGCUCUUCCAAGGCUUGCGACUCUUGGUCCAGGCGUGCUCCUCCUUCUUGCCUUCUUUGAUGUGGUCCAUGGCGCUCCUGGGCGUCUGCAUGAUGAUGGGAAGCCUUGUCAUGGGGAACUUGCUGCAGGAGUUCAUCAAAGAUCCCAAUGAGGACGAGGAAUGGCGUCUAUGGGUGUGGACUUACUACGGAACUGCUUACAGAGCGAUGUACACCAUGUAUGAGCUGACCUUCGCGGGCAACUGGCCCACCAGAGCUCGUCCAGUUCUAGAGAAUGUGGAUCACUCAUAUGCACUCUUCUAUGUGGUCUAUGUGACGUUCAUCGUGUUUGCAGUGAUCCGCGUCAUCACCGCGGUGUUCCUGCGCGAGACCUUAGAGGCCGCGAACAACGACGCGGAGCUCAUCGUGCAGGAGCGGCUGAGGCAGAAGGCCAAGUAUGUGAAGAAGCUCGAAGGUAUCUUUGUGGCGAUGGACGAGAGUGGGGACGGGAUGCUCACAGAGGAGGAGAUGACCGAAUUGCUCAUGGACCAUCGCGUGCAGGCCUAUCUCUCAAGCAUGGAUCUCGACCUCUCGGAAGGCGAAGCCUUGUUCAGAUUACUGCAGAAUGGUGAAGGCAUGGUGACCUACGAGGACUUCAUCGAUGGCGUGAUGCGCUGCAAAGGCCCCGCCAAGGCCAUCGACCAGAUUUGUUUGCAGUGUGACCUGAAUAACUUGACCGAUUCCGUGAAGUACUUGACCGCGGCACUGGAGCAAAACCGGAUCAUCCAGAAGCGCCACGAACGCAAGCGCCGGAAGCGGCCCCACUUGACAGAGGACUUUGUGCUCAUGGGGGCAGGGGUGAGGCAUAGCAGGGUGAGUUCACCCUUUGAUCGGGUGUGACGAAGCUCUGGUGGUUACGGGCCCGGAUGCCAGAUGCAGAGAUGCAUGGUUGUGCCUGUCAAGACUGACACGUGCCAACGAAGCUUUGGGGUGGAAGUGUAGGUGCAGCCUGCUGCUGUUGGGCGGUGUUC